AACAAGCUCUAUGUCAGACAGGGCAAGGAAAGGCAACCCAGUCCUGUUGGAAGAUGUGGGAGGUACUGGAAACCCUGCUAUUCCCGAUCAUCGCCAUCUUAUGGGCCUUUCAAUGGCCCCUCCCCGACGAGGGAUUCGCGCUUCUCUUCCUCAUACUGCUGCUCUGGCAGGUCCAGAGGGGCCAUGUUGAAAUGUGGAAGAAGGAAGACCAAGUCUACAACCUGGGAGAUCGGAGCCCAGUCCAAAGCCCUGCUAACCACCCUGCUUUCAUCCUGCAUCAGCAUCGUCUGAAGUAUUGGCUUCAGGACACAUCGGAUGAAGUUUGGAGGCUGGGCCAAGAACACACCAAGGAUCCAGAAGCCAACCUGAUUCUCCUGAAAAGGUUCGGCUUGGACACCUUCAGCGGCAAAGACAGCUGCAUCAUCUGCCAAUACCUCAGGAACGAGGUCCAGAGGCUCCCAACACCCCCCGAAGGCUGGGAGAAGUUGCCUAGGCCCAGAAUGUCUUUCUGCCAAGUCUCACAGCCAGAAGACUCCAAAUUGGCCCAGUGUACCUGUAGCGCAGGGACCCUGCCUCCCCGCAGGGUUGAAAGACCUCAGAUUCUUCAGGUAGAGGAGAAUCGUCAGCAGCACUGCAAGCCACAGACAUUCCCAUGCUCUGGCCGCAGACAGUCAGAAAGCCCUAAAGAGAAAGACUAUAAGGACCUGAGACAAACUUCUCUUAAGCUGCAGGCUCUGCCUGAGGCCCUGUCCGUGGGAAUGAAGGCCUUCUCCCAACCCUCUCUCCUCAGCCCUAAGACCCGCAGCCUCCUGGAGCAGCACUUGAAGUCCAUGCUCCACUUCCAGCAACUGGGGCUGCCCAGAUGGAUAUUGGAGGCUCAGAGUCUGUUAGCGCCUCAGGUGGGAGAUCAAGACAUCCCAUCCAGCUUUCCCUGGAGAAAAGGUGCAGUCAUGCCCAAAGACUCCAUCAGGAUGAAGAUGCUGAAUAGCAAAAAGGAGGAGUACGUGGAGGAGCACGUGGUCCAAAAAAGCCAUCAAAAAAUCCCCUCGGUGGUGCCCAGUGGUCAGGGAGACACCAGCUGCUCGCCACCACAGGCCCCUCUCAGCUCACAGGGCCCCCCAGCUCUCUCUGGCCCCAGAGGUCCGGCUCCCACCAUGGCAACCUCCCUUUCUCCAGACCCUGUAGAGACCAAACUUCGGACACCGGACCAGAGGGCAGCUUCUUUUCUGAAACUGAGUUCAAACCUCAAAGUGCGGGAGGACCAACGACUCCUGGUCAAGCCAACGGUCCUGCCCGAGGCUUCGAUUAAGAGCCUGGAUUCGGUCUUGCAGCAGAAGUACAUGGAUUUCCUCUCUGGGUUUUCUCUUAUGUACAACAGAGCCAUCAGCAGUGCUGUGUCUCGAGCCGGACUUGCCCGGAUUUCACUAAGCACGGAGGGCAAGCCUGCCCCGAUCGAAGACCGUUUGGAGUGCAACGUGGCAGAUGAAUCGAACAGGGAGAAAUCUAAAGAGCCAAAACUCUCUCCGACUGCCGACUGCAAAGGGUCUUCACUGGGCAGUAGGCAACGUCACCACACCAAGGAAGCUCAGGACCACAACCAACCUUUGACCCAAAUGGCCAGGGCUCCACAGCAAAAGAGCCAGGGCCCACACCAUCUAGGUUCAUGCCCCUCCAAGAUGUCUCUUUGCCCUCCUGGGGCUGCAAGAGGCUUGGAGGCUCCCACGGGAGUCCAGGGGAGGAAGAAGAAUGUCGGUGAAAGCCACAGCAGAGGCCCUCUCUCUGCCCUGGCAGCAAGAAGUAUGGCAUAUACCCAGUCCAGUGGCCCUCAGGUUUCCACCUCAGGCCCAGCAAGGCACAGCAGGGGCUGCCAGACGAUGACCAGAGCCAUGAUUUUUGAAAAGCUGAAGUUGUGGUUCAGCUCCAUUGAUAGAGGCCAGCAGGUGGGCAUCGGUGCCAGGGCUCAGCUGACAGCCGCCUCAGGGGAGCUAAAGAAGAGCUCUGCCUCUUCGGGGAACUCCAAGCCACUCUUCCCUCAGGGUCCCUCUACCCUGCAGCCAGGAUUCUCAGCCCUGCUGGUCCGUGGGCCUUGCCCGACACACCCCCAGACAUCUUCCUCAGGAUGUCUUCCUGGGGCUCGGGUCAAAUAGGCCCAGGACCCCCUCAUCUCUUCACAGAGAUCAAAAUCCAUCAGAGACCUCGUGCUAAAGGGAAUCAGUUCUAGCUAUAGCCCAGUCAUCAGUUUCAUUCAUUAUCAUGGUCUCCUUUCAAAUAUAGUGCUCCUUCUGCAAGAAA
Ornithorhynchus anatinus (platypus) is the source of this 2292-nucleotide messenger RNA. RefSeq lists its product as uncharacterized. Bases 54 to 2147 code for a protein of 697 amino acids. Lineage: Eukaryota; Metazoa; Chordata; Mammalia; Monotremata; Ornithorhynchidae. The record is from RefSeq and is a predicted model, not a curated record. The transcript is spliced from 4 exons.